AUGAAUAAAUUCCUGGUGCUGGCUGGCAUCCUUCUGCUGGUUGUGGCAAAUGUCCUGGCGGACAGUAAUAGCGAGAGUGACAGUGAUAGUGACAGUCAUAGCAACGAGAAAAGUGGAGAAUCGGAAAAUUCGGGCGACAAGCAUAAGCACAAACAUAAUAAACAUAACAAUCCAGUGUAUCCGUAUUAUCCUCCACAACACGGUGCUCCUCAAUAUCCCUAUCCAUAUCCCUACAACCAGUACCAGCAACCACCACUACUUUAUGGACCUCCACCUGCCUAUCUUCCUAAUCAGCCACCUCUGCCGACCUAUGCUCCCGUUGAUCCGCUAGGUUCAAGUGUCAUCAAUCAUUCACUUCAAGUAAACAAAGAGUACAAGGAGAACUUUGACGUGGAUUCAAAUAGUAUAUAA
This is a messenger RNA of Drosophila innubila, 411 nucleotides long. Its product is annotated as proline-rich proteoglycan 2. Bases 1 to 411 code for a protein of 136 amino acids. The record is from RefSeq and is a predicted model, not a curated record. The transcript has a single exon. NCBI's taxonomy places the organism in Eukaryota, Metazoa, Arthropoda, Insecta, Diptera, Drosophilidae.